UCUGCCUUGCUUCAGAUGUUAGUGUCAGUUUUCUAUGUUCAGUUUUCCAACACAUUUACAGAUAAGGUUGACAGAGAAAAAGGACACUGAUUAUUGGGUUUGUUUCUGAGUUUUGUGUCUGUUUCUUUGUUUUCCAGAGAGCUACUUAAUUAGCUUGCUUUGAUCUGCAUUUAUGUCGUCCAAGACCCAAACGGAGACCCGGAUGGACGGUCUAGAGAAGAUAAACGGCGGGGUUGGUGGUGAUUCAGACGACAGGUGUCAGGUGGAGGAGGUGGCACUGGUGGUGCCGGAGACCGAUGACCCAUCACUGCCGGUGAUGACUUUCCGGGCAUGGUUUCUGGGGUUGACCUCAUGCGUCGUCCUCAUCUUCCUCAACACCUUCUUCACGUACCGCAGGCAGCCCCUGACAAUCUCGGCCAUCCUCAUGCAAAUCGCCGCCCUGCCCAUUGGGAAGUUCAUGGCCUCCACGCUGCCUAGGACGGAGUACAGCCUGUUUGGAUGGAGGUUUAGCUUGAAUCCUGGGCCGUUCAACAUGAAGGAGCAUGUCAUCAUCACCAUCUUCGCCAAUUGUGGCGUGUCUUAUGGUGGGGGUGAUGCCUACUCAAUCGGUGCCAUUACGGUCAUGAAGACUUAUUAUAAGCAGAGCUUGAGUUUCCUUUGUGGCCUCUUCAUCGUACUGUCGACGCAGAUUUUGGGGUAUGGAUGGGCUGGAAUGCUUAGGAGAUACCUGGUAGAGCCGGUUGAAAUGUGGUGGCCUUCAAACGUUGCUCAGGUUUCUCUGUUUAGAGCACUACAUGAAAGGGAGCCGAAAAACAAAGGCCUUACCCGGAUGAAAUUUUUCCUUAUUGCCAUUACUGCAAGCUUUCUCUAUUAUGCGCUCCCCGGAUAUCUGUUUCCGAUUUUGACAUUCUUCUCUUGGGUGUGCUGGGCAUGGCCCCAUAGUAUCACAGCUCAGCAAAUUGGGUCUGGUUACCAUGGACUUGGUGUUGGUGCCUUCACUCUUGAUUGGGCAGGGAUAUCUGCUUAUCAUGGCAGCCCUCUUGUGACUCCCUGGCCUUCCAUCCUCAAUAUUGGGAUUGGAUUUAUUAUGUUCAUCUACAUAAUUGUCCCUUUGUGUUACUGGAAGUUUGACACCUUUGAUGCUCGGAAAUUCCCUAUAUUUUCUGAUCAGCUAUUCACAAGCACCGGGCACAAAUAUGAUACCACGAAGAUCUUGACGCCACAAUACGAUCUUAAUGUUGCUGCUUAUGAUAGUUAUGGGAAGCUCUAUCUUAGUCCUCUGUUCGCCCUAUCUAUUGGAUCAGGAUUUGCAAGAUUUGCAGCAAUACUAACUCAUGUGGCACUAUUUCAUGGCAGUGAUAUUUUGAAGCAGAGCAGAUCAGCAAUGAAGAAUGUGAAGUUGGACGUCCAUGCUAGAUUGAUGAAAAGUUAUAAACAAGUGCCUCAAUGGUGGUUCCUCAUUUUGUUACUAGGGAGCAUAAUACUAUCCUUAAUAAUGUCUUUUGUGUGGAAAGAAGAGAUUCAACUCCCGUGGUGGGGGAUGCUAUUUGCCUUUGCCUUGGCUUUUGUUGUUACCCUCCCAAUUGGAAUCAUUCAAGCAACUACCAACCAGCAACCUGGAUAUGACAUCAUAGCACAAUUUAUGUUUGGUUAUGUGCUGCCCGGAAAACCCAUUGCAAGCUUGCUUUUCAAGAUUUAUGGAAGAAUCAGCACCGUCCAUGCUCUCUCUUUCUUAUCUGACCUCAAACUUGGGCAUUACAUGAAAAUUCCACCACGGUGCAUGUACACAGCUCAGCUGGUGGGAACCAUUGUUGCUGGUACGGUGAAUCUUGUAGUUGCAUGGUGGAUGUUGGGGAGCAUCGAUAACAUCUGCGAUGUUGAAGCACUCCAUCCUGACAGCCCCUGGACUUGCCCUAAAUUCCGAGUGACUUUUGAUGUUUCUGUUAUAUGGGGCCUGAUCGGGCCAAGGCGGCUAUUUGGACCCGGAGGGAUGUACCGGAACUUGGUAUGGUUGUUCCUCAUCGGAGCGGUCUUGCCGGUUCCUAUAUGGGUAUUGAGCAAAAUCUUUCCUGAGAAGAAAUGGAUUCCCUUGAUAAAUAUACCAGUUUUAUUAUAUGGUUUUGCUGGAAUGCCACCAGCAACUCCCACCAAUAUAGCUAGCUGGCUUAUCACUGGAGCCACCUUUAACUACUUUGUGUUCAAAUACCACAAAGGCUGGUGGCAGAAAUAUAACUAUGUUCUAUCUGCAGCAUUGGAUGCUGGGACAGCUUUCAUGGGUGUUCUAUUGUUCUUUGCUUUGCAAAAUGAGAACAAAGAAUUGAACUGGUGGGGGACUAAGCUCGACCACUGUCCUCUGGCGAAAUGCCCGACUGCUCCAGGUAUUGUGGUUGAAGGAUGUCCAGUUUUUAAAUAGUCACACACUCUGCUAAAGAGAUGGGUGUUUGAAGAUUUGAAGACAAGGUGGAAAAAGUGCAGUUUCAAAGGAGGAAGAGAGAUUAUGCUAGAGUUGGGUAUAGAGCAAAAUUGAAUAACCAAUUGCUUUGCAUUUUUGUACAUGCAUGCUUGUUUACUCUCAUUGAAAGUGAACAAGGGUCUUCCUCUUUGUACUUGAUAGUAGGAAGUUGAUAUUCGCUUUGGAAUAUAUAUAUGACUGUCAGUAGUUUUGACAGUUUCA
Messenger RNA from Corylus avellana, 2674 nucleotides. RefSeq names its product oligopeptide transporter (gene OPT3). The record is from RefSeq and is a predicted model, not a curated record. Gene Ontology annotation, biological process: transmembrane transport. NCBI's taxonomy places the organism in Eukaryota, Viridiplantae, Streptophyta, Magnoliopsida, Fagales, Betulaceae. Gene Ontology annotation, molecular function: oligopeptide transmembrane transporter activity.